AUGGCGGCGGAGGAUCCAGCUUCGCCGGUGGACAAGGCAGAGGACCCCACGAGCGAGGGCGAGGGCGGUGCUGCGUUCAAGAGGGUCCCGAGGACGCCCGCGGAGGCCAUCCGCUUCGCGGCGCAGUCCGCCGAGGAGAAGGAGGCCACCGCGGCCCUGUUGGCGCAUCGGCAGCCUCGCGACAAGGACCAGGCCACCCGGCUGCUCAUGAUGAGCGGCAUCCGGGCGAACAAGUUCUGCCAGGCGCUCGACGAGCAGAGCGUGAACGACCUGUGGGACGGCAUGGAGCACUUUGUCUUCGAGGCCGGCGAGACGAUCAUCAAGCAGGGCGAGAGGGGCCACCAUUUCUUCGUGUGCCAGGAGGGCGACCUCACCGUAGACGUGGGGGGGACUGCCGCCAAGAACCUGGAACCUGGCAGCGCAUUCGGCGGCAUCUCCCUCCUGUACAACUGCCCGCGCACGGCGACCGUGACGGCGAAGUCGAAGGCCAGGUUGUGGGGCGUCGACGGGGAGGUGUUUAGGAGAAUCUUGAAGGAGCACUCUCAAAAGAACGCCGCCGAGAACAGGAAGUUCCUGGACGCCCUGCAGAUCUUCAGCGGCCUCGACUCCUCCCAGAAGGACAGAAUAGGGGAGCUGGCCCUCUACAGUGAGGCUCACGAGGCAGGGUCCCGAGUGUUCAUUGAGGGCGAGGACGCAUCGGCCAUUUUUUUUGUGAAGUCUGGCGACAUGACCGAGUGGAAAGGGAGCACCGUCGGGGCCGAUGGCAAAGUCAGCGGAGGCACUGAGAUCGCCAAGUACUCCAAUGGCGACGUGUUUGGCGUAAAAAGCGUGCUCCAGGCGGGGAAGCGCGAGACCACAGUGGUGGCCCAGUCCAAGUGCGAGCUGCUCGUAAUUGGCGUGAAGCAGCUUAAAGAGGUGCUCGGGGAGGACUUCUUGUCAGUAUUGGAGCGAAGCUUCGUACUCUCGGUCCUGAAGCACGUGCCGAUGAUCUCACAGGCUGGCCUUUCUGUGGCGCAGCGGCUGAAGAUCGUUCAGACAAUGAUCAUGUCAAACGUUGAGUCGGAGCAAGUUGUCGGAGCUGAUGUCUGUUUAGGUGUCGUGAUCGAGGGCCAGAUCUCGGGCAAGGAGAACGGCGAGCCGAAGACGCUGCAGCGUGGGGACUGGUGGCAGGACGAGGCCCUGGGCAGCGCCAUACACGACGCCAACAGGGUGGCGGGCUCACUCAAGAUGAGUGAGCUCGCAGCGGGCAGCUCGGGCGCCAGGCUGGCCACGCUGCGGGCGGAGGACCUCGCCUCCGCUCUCCGCGAGUUGGGUCUGUCCCCCGUCGCCAUGGCCCCCGACGAGGUGAUCGGCCACAUGACCAAAAUCCUGAUGGCCAAGAAGGUGCCCAUCUUCCGCGGCAUAUCCGAAGAGCAGAUCAACCAGCUCGCGACAUCCUUGGUGCUGAAGCGGUUCCGGAGGGGCGCGUGCGUCUUCAAGCAGGGCGAGGUGGGCGACAUGUUCUACAUCGUCUCGAGCGGCGAGGUAAAGGUGCUCAUCGACGACAAGCAGGUGCGCCUGCUCGGCGCGGGCACCUGCUUCGGCGAGCGCGCCCUGCUCUUCAACGAGCGGCGGAGCGCCACGGUCGAGGUGGCCAGCAACGAGGCGGAGUUCUGGACCCUGGGCCGGCAUGCCUUCCUCAACGAGGUGAUCACCGAGGACAUGCGGGCAGAGCUGAUCCACCGCAUAACCCUUCAGGACGACAACGUCACGAUGAGGCUCCUGCGGCACGUGAAGCUGAUCGGCGCAGGGGCCUUCGGCUCCGUGCGGCUCGUCGAGCACAGGCAGAAGGGGGUGCGAUACGCGCUGAAGCGGGUCAGAAAGCAAAAGGACUCCAACGGCAGCGGCGAGCUGGUUGUCCCCGAUGAGGUCCUCCAGGAGUGCGACCUGUUGGCCUCCAUGGACCACCCGUUCGUGCUGAGAUUGGUGAAGUCUUUCGAGACAGCAAACAGCUUGUACAUCCUGACUGAGCUGAUCACAGGCGGGCAACUGUUCGAGCAGACCAACGAGCGCAUGGGGGUGCUGGGGGUGAAGCAGGCGCAGUUUUACGUCGGCUCGCUGGUGUGCAUCCUGGAGGCCGUCCACGGCUCUGGCAUCGUCUACAGGGACUUGAAGCCCGAGAACGUCAUGCUCGAUGAGAGGGGCUAUCUGAAGCUCGUAGACUUCGGCCUCGCGAAGAGGCUCGACCCCGAGCUGGGGAAGACGUACACGGCGGUUGGCACAAUGCUGUACAUGGCUCCAGAGCUGAUCCGAGGCAAGGGCUAUGGUUUCGAAGUUGACGUGUGGUCGUUGGGCGUCAUGUUCUUCGAGAUGGUCUGCGGCCGAGUGCCGUUCGGACCGGAUGCGGAGGAUGAGCACGAGCUGCUGGGUUCGAUCCUCGAGGACGAGCUGGUUUUCCCCGGCCGUUUCAACGACACCCAGGGAAAGAAGUUGAUCUCGGGCAUGCUCGAGAAGCAGCCCGAGAAGCGGAUAGGCUGCGGCGUCAACGGCUGGGAGGACGUUAAGGCUCAGGGGCAACCGUAG
Messenger RNA from Prorocentrum cordatum, 2562 nucleotides. NCBI's taxonomy places the organism in Eukaryota, Dinophyceae, Prorocentrales, Prorocentraceae. The record is from the annotation of a GenBank genome assembly.